AUGUCUUGGCCGCUGACGUGGUCAUUGUGGGAGCAGGUAAGGGCAACCCCUCAGCACAGACGCCAACCCCUUGGCCCCGCCUUCCCAGGCAUCGUGGGCCUCUUCGCUGCCCAGGAGCUCCUCCGAAACCAGCUGAGUGUGUUGCUACUCGAGCGGAAGGGCCUCUGCGCAGGCGCCACCGGCGCAGGUCAGGGCUACCUUUGGAUGGCCCACCGCGCGCCGGGCAGUGUGGGAUGGGCGCUGGCGGCACGGAGCCUGGCGCUAUGGCGGCGAAGGGUUCAGGCGGAUGAGGGCCUGCGUGAAGCUAUUGAAUGGCAGGACUGCGGUUCCUUGUUGGUGUCCACUGGCCCCGGGGAGAACACCGCGCUGUCGGAGAGGCAGUUGGCGCUCAACGCGGUGGGCCUCAAGGCCAGCUACCUGGACCCGCGCAGACUGGCGCAAAUAGAGCCCGGGCUGGUGCCGCCGGGGGGAGGGGGGGGCCUGCUGGUGCAGUCCGACCUGCAGAUUAACGGCCGUGCCGCAGCCCACACGUUGUUGCAACGGUGCCGUGCGGAUCCUGGUUUCGGAGACCUGAUGGGGCCGGAGGGGGAGGUGCUGGGACUGGAGCUGUCGGCUGGACCAAGCGGUGGGCACGUCGUCAAGACGUCGGGGCGCAGGAUCCAUGCUCGGCACGCGCUGGUGCUCUCCGCGGGUGUGUGGACGGGCGGCCUGCUGUCCGCGGCCACCGGGGAUCCCGUGUGGGCGCAGCUGCUGCAGCCCCGGAGGGGACAUCUGCUAGAGAUGCCGCGACCGGCAGCCAUGCCGCCGGUGACGCAUGGCAUGAUGGAGAUGUCGUACACGAAGCACUACGCCACGGCCUCGGCACCCAAGGCUGCUGCACCAGCUGCUUCCUCCCCUUCCUCCUCCGCCUCCUCCUCGUCAUCCGCCUCUCCUCGCGAGCCGGCGGACAUCACAUUCACGGCCACCACCGGCGCAAGUGGCAGCCUCCUCAUUGGCAGCAGCCGGGAGUCUGGCGAGUGGGACACCUCGCCAUCCCCAGCAAUCAUCGCGGCCAUAUUGCAGCGUUCAGCGCUUUUCCUGCCGGGGCUCAAAGACGCCGCGGCAGCCGCCACAGCAGCGGCGGCGGCCGUUGCCGACGGGAAGCCGGACGACAGCGCCGGCGGCGGCGCUUUGGCGGGGCUAUCGGUCCGAGUCGGGCUUAGGCCGUACGCUUUGGGCGGGCUGCCGCUGAUCGGUCCGGUGGAGGGGGCUCCAGGUCUUUUCGUCGCAGCCGGCCACGAGGGAUCCGGGCUAUGCAUGGCCCCAGGCACUGGCGAGCUGCUUGUACGGCAUAUCCGUACAUACAUGGGCGUUUCCGGACUAGACACAGCCAGCUUCCAGGAUCUUCGGCCUGACGUGCGCCGUCGAGCGGUGCCUUCCAUGACGGUUAAGGCUUGA
Molecule: messenger RNA, 1437 nt
Organism: Volvox carteri f. nagariensis
Lineage: Eukaryota; Viridiplantae; Chlorophyta; Chlorophyceae; Chlamydomonadales; Volvocaceae
Product: oxidoreductase
Exons: 9
Coding region: 1-1437 (478 amino acids)
Cellular component (GO): cytoplasm
Molecular function (GO): oxidoreductase activity
Source: RefSeq, a predicted model, not a curated record